AGCAGAGCAGUCAAGGCAUGAUGAGCCAACUCGAAUUGCUGAACAAAGAGAUAAACCACCAAAAAUCAAUGAAGAUUCCAAUGUUAGUUUUGAAGAUUCCUGGCCACCAACUGUUCUACACAAGCAGUUCAUCAUUCAAAUACCUGAUGUUGUGGGUCAAUUAGAAGGAGUAGUGCUGAAAAGUGACUUACCUGAACUGAGCGAUACAAAUCUUCACCAAAUUGAGGAAAAUUCAAACAUUUGGACCUCUUAUGAAAUACCAGUUCCCAUAAACAAAGAAGAAAUAUGUUAUUCAUAUGAAAUAAAAUGCAAAGUAGGAUGGAAAGUGUGGAAGAACAAAGUUGUUACAGAAAGUAGAACACGAAAGGUCCGCCCAUGCAUUAAGCAGCGAGAUGUUUUUAUUUUACCAGAUAUUUCAAAAUCUGCUCAACGGCAAGAUCAGUUUAAUGGAAAACUGUGUUUAUUUGAAAACAUGCUUGCUGACAGAACAGAAACAAAGCAGUGUUUAAUUGAAUGUGAAGAGAUGGACUUCCCAGGGAAUUUAUCAAGAGAGGAAAGUGGGGAGUUAUGCAAGUGGACAAUGCAUUUCAUAGAGAAACAUGAGAAACACAAGUACAGCACAGGAAAAAUCUUGGUGGCUUACCUUGUUGCAGUGAGAAGUUUAAAGUAUUCACAAUCAUCAAGAAAGCUGCUUGAUAAUAGAAGUGCAAUGCUUAUCAUUGGAAAGUUGAAAUCUUGCACUGUUGCUGACAUACCAGAGAGUUACAUGGGUAUGGUUGAAAGACUAGCAGUGGAACUUUGCCAGCUUGCUUUUAGCAACAAAAGUACUUUGUUGCACUUAAUUGACAAUUUUAACCACCUGUUGGGCAUGGAAACCAUCAUUAACAUUAUUUCUUCACGUGGGGGAGAAUUUUGUUCUCCAUUUGAUACAACAGAAAACAAAAAACUAUUUGAAACUGUGAUGUCUAGACUGACUGCUUCAGAUGUUGCACCCAGACACCUCAAAUGUUUGUUUGAGAAACUUAUUUCUCAGUGUGUUAGUCCUUUAGACUUGUUGUUUUUUAAAGAUGAGUGCAUUGGCUGGUCUUGUGAUGAAUCACUGAUAAAUGACUGCAUGAAGCUUACAAGGACCCGCAUGGUGAUUGCAUUAAAAGAAUUCACUAAGCAAAAUUACAGUCCAGAAAAACUGAAAGAAGUUUUUAACUUGUGGUGCAAAGUUAGAGAUGAUGAUAUGAUAUGCAAUCCAGAGAUACAAUGCAUUUUUGAAGAUAGCAUCUUUAGGAAACUACAGUCUCAGAGAGUUGCCGAUACAAUUUGGAAAGAUGACACAGCAGAGAAACUGCAGGCCUUUAUAAUGGAAUCCAAAGUGUUUCUGUGUGAAGAAAAAGGUUAUGACAUGCUUUUACUUUUAUCAAAAAGUAAGCACCAAUGUCUUCAUGCUCUUGUUCCAAGUAUUUUAGCAACAGACAAAUUUACCAGGUUGUCACAAGAUAAAUUGGAAAAAGUCACACAAACUUGGUUGAAGAUGGCAUCAGAACACCAUAGCAAGACUAAAGCUGGACCACUUUCAAAGCCAUCUGAUCGUAUCCUGUACAUAUACCAAUAUCUUCUCCAAGCCAUUGAGGUUCCAUCUGUAAAGACCUGUGUCACUAUGACAGAAGACCUGGAAGCUUUUGUUAAGGGCAUUAUUCGUCAAAUUGGCAUAUCUUCAGUUCUUGAUAAGGCUCACAAGAUGGAUAACCUCCCUGAUCAUGCACAGUCUCUGUUUCGUGAACAUGUCAAAGAUAUUAUCAGAGCUGACUCCAGUGACUCUGGUGCAUCUUUGGAGACAAUCAUUAAAGGCCUGAAAGGAUCUGACAUGCAUCUGUACAUUAACAGAUCAUCAGCUUGA
Molecule: messenger RNA, 1891 nt
Organism: Lingula anatina
Lineage: Eukaryota; Metazoa; Brachiopoda; Lingulata; Lingulida; Lingulidae
Source: RefSeq, a predicted model, not a curated record